Messenger RNA from Saccostrea echinata, 834 nucleotides. RefSeq lists its product as uncharacterized. The coding region runs from base 1 to 834 and encodes 277 amino acids. The record is from RefSeq and is a predicted model, not a curated record. Lineage: Eukaryota; Metazoa; Mollusca; Bivalvia; Ostreida; Ostreidae. The transcript has 5 exons.
AUGUUUUAUGGAGCUGGAUCUGCAAGUGUUGGCAAUCCAUCAGAAAGCCUUGGAGGAAUUGUUUAUGGAUACACAGAGUCUGAAAUACUGAUAUGGACACCAACUAGUAUAAAUAGUCACUUAAUCUACAUUGAUGGCGUUUGGGGAGACGGAAGUGACAAGCUGCAGGAAGACAGAGUGCAAAUAACAGUUAAGAUCAUCAAUACUGAUAUUUCAGUUAAGUGUGCCGUUUUGCAUUACGUCACAACCUAUGAUGACAGCUGUGAUCAAGAAUGUGCACCGCCACCUGAUAUUUUAAACACUGUAAAGGUGAAUAAUGGAUUAGGCAGAGGAAGUCUGACAUCUUACUCUUGUUUGGCGGGAUUCGUGAGUAAUGGUGGACUGAGCGUCUCGUCAUGUAACGGAACACACUGGCUAGAAACUCAUCUUACAUGUUCGCUUUUUACUACAGUACCAAACCCUCCAACCAUUGCUAAUGCAGAUCAUUUGGUGAGUGGUAACAUUGCUCAGUAUGCAUGUCGAGUAGGAUUUUACCCAGACAUGGGAGGAAACAUUAUUUUAUAUUAUGGAACUGGUUGGACCACAACUAAGCUGGAAUGCAAAGCGUCGAGAAUAUCAGUCGGAAACACCAGUGUAAGCUCAAGAGAAGAAAUUAUUUGCAAUUUGAAAAUUUCAAAAAGAAACACAAGUUCUUACGACAGAAGCUUGAGAUGUGCCUAUGAUCCUCGCCCUAGUUCCCUAACAAUCGGAAGUGUUGGUGUCGCCAUAUUGUGUCUGGUUGCUGCAUUACUUUUCCUUGCUGAUUGUCAUACUUUUCUUCAGCGCAAAAAUUAA